AUGGCCGACGACGAUUUCGAGACUGGGGACCUCUUCCAGGACCCAGAAGGAUUCUAUGAAAAGGAUCCUGAGCCUACAUUUGCCGAGUAUGAGAUGCUCUCUGGGCAAACAGUGCGCGUGCGUCUCGUGGGCAGCCACCCACUCUACGGAAAUCUACUCUGGAAUGCUGGUCGCAUAAGUUCCACCCACAUCGAAGAACGAGCUGAUGAGCUGGUCCGCGACAAAGAUGUCCUCGAGAUCGGCGCUGCAGCGGGCGUACCUAGCAUUGUCAGCGCGAUCAUGGGAGCGAGGAAAGUCGUCAUGACCGACUACCAUGACCCAGACCUCGUUUCAAAUAUGCAGUAUAAUGCCGACUUGGCAGCUGACCAGAUUCCCAAAAGUGACACAUCUCGAACCACUGCUGGCGCACAUCUCCCCGAGUCUCGCCAAAAGGCUGAUGGCUUCGAUCUAUUGAUCAUGGCGGACGUGGUCUAUAGCUGGCGUGAGCAUGGAAAUCUUGUGAAAACCAUGCAGGAGACACUGAAGAAGGACCCCAGUGCCGUUGCGUUGGUUAUCUUCACGCCAUACGAGCCAUGGCUGUUGCCGCAGACAGAACGCUUCUUCCCGCUGGCGGAGCACGGAGGAUUCACCGUGACGAAGAUCUUCGAGCAGCUGGUAGGCAAGGUGUUAUUCGAGGACGAUCCCGGAGAUGAGAAACUGCGUCGGACUGUCUUUGGAUAUGAGCUUCGAUGGUCACCAGAGCAGCUGAGUGGACAAACUUAG
This is a messenger RNA of Penicillium chermesinum, 762 nucleotides long. It is a transcript of the gene efm7, whose product is annotated as putative nicotinamide N-methyltransferase Nnt1. The transcript is spliced from 4 exons. Gene Ontology annotation, molecular function: protein-lysine N-methyltransferase activity. Gene Ontology annotation, biological process: peptidyl-lysine dimethylation. The record is from RefSeq and is a predicted model, not a curated record. Lineage: Eukaryota; Fungi; Ascomycota; Eurotiomycetes; Eurotiales; Aspergillaceae. The coding region runs from base 1 to 762 and encodes 253 amino acids.